Messenger RNA from Candida tropicalis MYA-3404, 1680 nucleotides. It is a transcript of the gene PRS, whose product is annotated as putative proline--tRNA ligase. The coding region runs from base 1 to 1680 and encodes 559 amino acids. The record is from RefSeq and is a predicted model, not a curated record. The transcript has a single exon. Gene Ontology annotation, biological process: prolyl-tRNA aminoacylation. Lineage: Eukaryota; Fungi; Ascomycota; Pichiomycetes; Serinales; Debaryomycetaceae. Gene Ontology annotation, molecular function: proline-tRNA ligase activity; ATP binding. Gene Ontology annotation, cellular component: cytoplasm; mitochondrion.
AUGAUAAUUAAACGAUUUCUUCAUAUUAAAAAGGUUCCUAAACUUUACGGGAACCAAUUAUCUAAAUUCAAAUAUUCUAAAGAUAUACCAACCCAUGAAUUAUUAACUAAACUUGGAUUUAUAACUUAUCCAAGAUCAGGGUUAGUUAAUUGGUCAAAAUCAGGAUUAUUAAUCCAAAAUAAAAUAAGUUCAAUAAUUAGAUCAAGAAUGGAUGAAAUUGGAUUUGAAGAAUUAAGUUUAUCUUUAAUAAGUUAUAAAAAAUUAUGGCAAGAAACUGGACGAUGGGAUAAAUCUACCGAGAUAUUUAAACUUGAAGGUGAUGAAUAUUUAUUAGUACCUACAGCAGAAGAAGAAAUAACUGAUUAUAUUAAUAAAAAUUUAGAAAGUUAUAAACAAUUACCUAUUUUAAUGUAUCAAAUAAAUCCAAAAUUUAGAAAUGAAAAACGCCCAAGAGGUGGAUUAUUAAGAGGUAAAGAAUUUUUAAUGAAGGAUGCAUAUUCCUUUGAUUUAGAUGAAUCAAAUGCAAUGAACACUUAUGAAAAAGUAGUUGGUGCAUAUCAUAAGAUAUUUGGAGAUUUAAAAAUUCCUUAUGUUAAAGCACAAGCAGAUUCAGGAGAUAUUGGCGGUAGUUUAAGUCAUGAAUGGCAUUACAUCAAUGAAACGGGUGAGGACACAGUAUUUAAAUGUAAUGAAUGUAAUCAUACUUCAAAUGUUGAAAAAACUUUAUCUUAUCCUAAAGAUUAUGAUGAAUCUGCCGAAAUUUCUGUGAAAUAUUUCAUAACAACUGAUAAAUCAACUUUAAUUUGUGCUUAUUAUCCAAGUAAUAGAAUUAUUGAACCAAAAUUCAUUCAAAAUGAAAUCCCAGAUUUAGAUUUAAAUGAAACUAAUCAAGAUGAAAUCUUAAAAGAAUUUGAAACUGAAGAUUUAUCAAAACGAGUAAUUAGAAUAAUGGAUUCAAGAUUAACUUCUCGUUCAAGAUUUCCUGAUUUCCCUAUUGGGUUCAUUAAUCGUUCUUUAAUUACCACGUUAACAGAUAUACCAAUUGUAUUGGCUGAAGAAGGUGAAAUUUGUGCACAAUGUGAAGAUGGGGAAAUAUCAGCUCAAAAUGCCAUUGAAGUAGGUCAUACAUUUUAUCUUGGUGAUAAAUAUUCCAAACCAUUGAAUUGUAAUAUUGAUGUUCCAACUGCAGAAGGUGGAAUGAACAAACAAACAAUUAUGAUGGGAUGUUAUGGAAUUGGUAUUAGUAGAAUCAUAGCAGCUAUUGCCCAAAUCAAUCGUGAUUCCAAAGGAUUAAAUUGGCCAAGAAGUAUAGCUCCUUGGGAGGUCACUGCUGUUGAGAUUGGCCAAGACGAAGAAAGAACUAAGGAAGUGUUUAAAUUAUUAAAUCAUGGUAAGAUUGAUUAUAGACUUGAUGAUAGAAAUGAAUCCAUGGGUAAGAAAUUAAAACAAUCUAAUUUAAUGGGAAUUCCGUUAUCUAUAAUUUUAGGAAAACAUUAUCCAAUGGUUGAAAUUGAAGUAAGAGGUAAGAAAUACCAAGAUACCUGGAAACACGCAUACGAAAAACAUAAGGAUGAAUAUGAUUGGAAAGUUGAAUAUGAUGAUGGAAAUAAUGAUGUCAAACAUUAUGUUCAUAAAGAUGGUUUAAUUACAGUUGUAAAUAGUUUAUUAAAGGACAUGUAG